Molecule: messenger RNA, 8531 nt
Organism: Pristis pectinata (smalltooth sawfish)
Lineage: Eukaryota; Metazoa; Chordata; Chondrichthyes; Rhinopristiformes; Pristidae
Gene: cusr
Product: Copper-only SOD repeat protein
Exons: 10
Coding region: 151-3165 (1004 amino acids)
Biological process (GO): superoxide metabolic process
Molecular function (GO): metal ion binding
Source: RefSeq, a predicted model, not a curated record
UCAAAUCUCACUCUGGAGAGCCUCUCUCACCAAAUGGGUUGAGCCACACGCCAGCGACCCAAUCGCCUGGCAGUUAUUCCAAUGAGCUGAGUUACAAAACAAAAACUGGUUGAAAGCUGAACAUCUCGCCUUUGGUUAUUGAGAGCUUGUAUGCGUUGUACGGCUGUCAGGAACACCAUCGUUAUGGCUUCAUUGCGGAGUGUUGUGCUAGUUGCAAUGUUCGCAUCGGUGUCGUCCGAACGCUACACGGCUGAAGUAAACAUGGCAACAAUUAAGGGUACAGUGGAGUUUAACACUACUUCCCAACAGAUAACGAUACAUUUGUUGGCGGAUUGCGCCCGAGUGCAUGUUUCUUUACACGGAUUCCCGGUCAUGUACGGUAAUUCCAAGGACCCCUGCGACGAAUCGAACGUAGGUGAGAAGAUUUACGAGUUCACAGCAGACGGUCCGAACUCCACCCUGAUGGACAACCAGCUUUUCCAGCUCAACUCCGAUCUCUCCGACCUGACCCUGGUCAUUGUUGGCUGUCAGAAUGGAAGCAAAGCGUGCGCCACUGUGAGGAAAGAUAUCCCCACCAAAACCUGGCAGGCGAAGUUCUUUACUUCCAUCGCCGGGGAUGUAUACAUUCGUCAGAACGCUGGAGAGAGCCAGGCGAGGGUCCUGUCUAACCUGAUGGCAGUUAAGGACAGCCAGAAGCCAACGAACGUGACUCUCUACCUACACGAUGGGGCAACCAGCUGUCCCCCAGCAGCACAGAUCAGUGGGCAAAACAAGAGUUCAUUAGGCAAGUUCAAAGUUGGCACACCUUUGAAACAUGUCAAAAGUCGCUUUGACCUAGUCUCUUUACCAGAAGGCGGUCCCAAAACAUUGUACAUGUAUGAUGGGGCAGUGUGGUCUUGCACUGAGGUUCACAUGGUAGAAGCGAAGCAGGUUUGGGCUUACAUAGAUAUGAAAGGCGUGAAAGGAACUUUCAGUUUUCGUCAGGUUUCACCCUUCGAUGCCACAUACUACAACGUGUCUCUGGAGAACCUGCGGCAGAUGGCCAGUGCUUACCAUGUACACAACUUCCCACUGCCUCAACGCCGCACUCCAGAUGAUAAUCUUUGUGUUAAUGAUAAUCUGGGAGGGCACUUGAAUCCGUUUGGGAAGAAUUCAUCCAGUCCUUUUUAUCCCCAGAGCACAAAUGAAACCCAUGAUCAAUAUGAAGUAGGGGACUUGAGUGGGAGGCAUGGCUUUCUGAAAGGAAAAGACAUGGUGGAAGACGAUUUUAAGGACUGGAAUCUCCCAUUGUUUGGGAGAAAUAGCAUUAUUGGCCGUUCCGUAAUUAUUCAUCAUCCCAACUCCUCUAGGUGGGUGUGUGGCACAAUUGGUUACCCUGGUGAAGUCCUAACUGCUGCAGCCAUAUUUACGAGCCCAGUGUCAGGAAGAAUCAUUUUUCGACAACUGAAGAGCAACCCCUAUUCAGACUUGUCCAUUUUUAUGGACCUUUCAUAUACCAACUCAUCCGCUCUGACAACAGCUGAUCACUUCUGGUAUAUUAACAAAUAUCCCAUCAGUUCUGAGUCAGAUUUGAGUGCAAAUGUUUGCUCAAGUACCAAGGGGCACUUUAAUCCUUUCAAAGUAGAUGUCGGAAAUAAUUAUAGCAUUGAAUGUAGUCCAGACAGCCCUUUCCGAUGUGAAGUUGGAGACCUUGCUAAGAAACAUAAAGCAAUAAAGCUCACCAACCGAACCAAAGCUGUUGACACCAAGUAUUUCUUUACUGACACCACUUCAUCCCUGGCUGGGCCUUCGAACAUUGUUCCUCGGUCAGUGGUCAUUCUUGGACAAAAUCCUUCAACCGAUUAUGUAGCUUGUGCUAAUGUAACCAUUCUUCGCCCAGUUUCAGUGGUGAUUGAUUCAUGGAAGGGCAUUGGAAAAGCUAUCGGAAAGGUGGCCUUCAAACAGCUUUCAGAUUUAGACCAUACGGUUGUGGAGGUUAAUUUAACAGAUCUGAAUAACAAAGCUGGAACUUACAGCAUCCACACACUUCCCAUCAAAGCUGCCUCUUCCAGCACAGAUGCUUGUUCUGUUACUAAUGUUGAUGGUCGCUAUAACCCAUUCAAUGUGAAUGGACCUUUAACCCCUGCGCCGGGCAAUGGUACAGUUGAUCUGUAUGAAGUUGGUGAUAUCAGUGGGAAAUUUGGAACACUGAAUGGUUUGAACCAAACAACUGAAGAAUAUAUGGACAGGAACAUGCCCUUGUUUGGACCUCAUAGUAUCUUAAACCGUUCCUUGGUUAUUUAUCAAGAAGGUGGAUCACCUUUACAAUGUGCAAAUCUACUUGCUGCGAAGGCGACAGAAGGAGAGUUUAUUCAAGCCAAAGCUGUCUUCAGUGGUUUGGUGACUGGAACCAUUACUCUGUCGCAACAGGUCUUCCCAGAUGGGAGUUCAAGCGACACAACAAUGGAAGUAGCCCUUGAACAAUCCGAUCCAAACGCAGGUGGUAUUGACCAUCUCAUGUGGCACGUUCAUACCUAUCCGCUACAGUCUGCCGGGAAUUGCAGUGGUGUAGGAGGACACUAUAAUCCUUACUACGUAGACAUAAAGGCCAGCUAUAAGUACAGCUGUUCAUUAGCCUAUCCUUUGCACUGUGAGGUGGGAGAUUUAAAUUCUAAACAAGGUCCUAUAAGCCUUGGGAAGAGAUAUUUGAAGACUGAUGUCUAUCUGCCACUAACUGGAGAUUUCACUGUGGUGGGCAGAUCAGUGGUGAUUCACAAUAAUGAUCAUCUUAAAAGCUUGAAGGAUUGUGCUGACAUUGUCGCUGGUUAUCCAGUGAAAUCACUUACUUUUCCAAAUGUGAGCGCAUUCAACAGAUAUGAAUUCCGCAGCACCGUUGCUGAUGCUCUAGGAAUUGCAUUCUGGAGAGUAACUAUUUUACCAGGGGGCCCAUCUGCAGCUCCUGUAAAAGGAUGCCAGCAAAUCACGUUCUACGUGGCAGGAAAUGUUGAUAAGAACAAAAUGGACAAGUUAGAGCAAGAGGAUAAAAUGGGCAAAUUUAAGGCCUCCAAAAAAUGUACAGCAGAUUCCGGUGGUACAACUCCAGGCCUAUUCCUGAAUGCCAAACAGUUUAUAUUCUGGAUAAUGACUCUGAUGUUGCAGCUUGUUCUCUACUCUGUAUUUGAAUAGAAGCAUUACAAAUUGUGUCAGCCAUUUGCUUCAGAAUCUCCAACUGGGUCCAAAACAAAAUUGUGUCACGCAUUUAAAUAAAUCCAGGGGUUUUACUUUUGUUGAUUUCCUUUGAUGGCACCAAAUGGUCCAUUCUUAGAUUUGCACUUUAUUUUUCUAUGAAUCAAUGUGUAUUGCCUUAAAAUUAGGAUCUUUCAAAUGAUAGCAUAUGAAUACUUCACUUCCAGCUUUUUAAAAGAAGUUGGAUAAUGGCUUCAUUAAAACAAGAAAGAAGUAUCAUGAGGUAGAAUUUUGUUCUGGGUCACAUGUGUCAAACACACAGUACAAUUGCAACUGAGAAUUCGACUCUUCUGUUCAUCUGAGUGAAACCAAACUUCUACAGUGAAGUAGUUACUGCUAUAGUUUAGCCCAUGUGGCCAAGGUCAAAUUUCUAUCCUAUGUCACCAUUAUAAGGAUGUGUACACUAAUAUUUAAGAGCGUAAUCUUAAGGCAUCGAAGGUCCAACGUGUCAAAAAAUAAUGAACUCAAAGGAAUGUAUUUUGGUAAAUAUUGUACAAAAUGAUAUAUAAAACAGAUGCUUGAAUAAAAUUUAGGACUAUAUUCAAAUUGUGCAUUAUAUAAAGACAUGGAAACUUAAACUCAUCUUGCAUAGUCUAAAUUAGUAUAUUUACAUCCUAACCUAUGCUGGUAUAAAUAAUAUGCAAUCAAUAUAAUAAAAAUUCAAGGUGAACUUGAAUUGUGCAACAUACAGUUGCAGUGUGAUUUGAGCUGGUAUAUGAGUCUUAUGCAGAGAAUGAUUUAAAAAUAUAGUGUCUACCCUAAUGAGAUAAAUACAGAAACUGCAACCUUCAGUUUAGGAUUAGAUGGUUUGCUUGAAACCCCAUUACAGUUUGUUAAAAUAUACUUUGAAUUUGGCUCUAAUGGUUUCCUCAAUCUAAAGUUCAUUCUGUUUUGAAUCAUAUAGAAGAUUAAAAGAAGAACAUUUAAAUUGUGCUUUUCAAGAUCUUAGGACAUCCAAAAGUGAUUUACAGCCAGUUAAGUACUAUUGAAGCAUAAUCACAGAUGUAAUGUGGACACAACCAGUCUGGUUCCUGUUAUUGACGUUCACCAUAGUAACACUUAUACUGAGAUUGCUUGUCGAAUCAUAGAAAUUGUAGUAUUCAGCCCAUUUUACUCUGCUGGUACUAAGGAGCACCCGCACUAAUCUUCUCCAAGUUUUCCUGUCAUCAUCUUCCUUUUCGCACAUCUGUCCAAUUCUUCAUUGUCACCAUUUCUGCUUCAACAACUACCUACGGCAAAGUAUACCAGCACUGGAACUCUGACUUGGGUUCAUACCCUUAAUUAUUUUACUUACCUGACUUACCUUUGGAACUCUCCACCUGAAAUUAGUGACCCUCGCCCACUAUCCCUCUCCCCACUGAUCCCUUACAGGAUCUCACCCCUGAUUUGAUUAGCCCUGACACUGACUGGCUCUCUCACUGCCCGAUUCAACUAUCAUCAGGGCCCACCACCAUUGACUUCUUUCCAGCCCCACCACCAACCCACAGCAGCCAGUCCUUUCCCUAGUACCCCAACUAAUCCUCUCAUCAAUCCCUUUUCUUACAGGCAUAGCACGUGAAGGAAAAGCCUCCUGAGCUACUGAAAUUCUUGGCAAUGGGGCCUCAGAUUAAACAUUCUGAGAAAAUACUAACUAUGUCCUAAUUUACUGGUUUUUUGCUUUCCCCCUUUCUUCAACAGGUGCAACACUUGGGUCCUUUAGAAAUCUCUAUUUCCAAAUGCUUUUUAAAAGUACAAUUUAGUACCUGUGCUCGCUGCUUCUUGACCUCCUUUAGUAUUCUGGGACAAUUCGACUUUUGGUCCUAUUUGAAUAAUUAUGUCCUGACCAUGUUUGUCCAUGUACUCUUCUGUUACUUCUCCCCCCACCUCCACUUCCCGCAUGUUUAUGAAAAUUUAGGCAAGUUACUUUCAAUUACGAGUGGCUAUUUUUAUUCAGUCUUGGUUAUCCUUUCAUUUUUGAUAUCUGUAAAAGUACCUUCCCUUUAUACUGAUUGCUCUAUUUUAAUAACUCUUAUCAACCUGACUUUUUCAAGACCAAUAUAAUCUUUGCUGACAGAUAUUUAGAAGUUGAUCAUGAGAAAUACUGUCAGCAAGUAUAGUCUGUACAUACUGCCAAUUUUUUUGAUACAGGAUUUGAAUUUUUGAAUCCUGUUAUUUGGAUGCAGGAAGUCUGUUUAUUUGCCAGGAAACCACUGCUUAUAAUAUUCCUAUCCUGUUCAUGCCAAAUUUAUUAGUAUCAGUAAUAAAAUAUUUCCUGGGAUAACUCAUGUAGGAAAUCAGUAAAGCCUGGAGCAACCAUGAAUCAUAAAAAUCAGAUAUAACACCUGAUAAAUACAAGUUACUCCGACAGAUUUCUGUAUAUAUUUACCAAAUUACCUUCGAGUUCAUUGUAGAUUCAUCAUUAUUGUCUCAAUGUUUUCCUUUUAAUUAAAUUUGUUACAUAAACAUUAACACAUGCUACAUUUGAUGAUUGAUACUGUACUAUCCAAAACUAAUUACUUGGGUCAUCAGAUUGUGUGUACAGUCUUGGAAUUUUUUAAAAAUGUAGAUUAGAAUAUUACAGUUUUCUUUGUUGGGAAUUUAAAGUUGAUCAGACCUAAUUAGCCCGUUUGGAUUCGUUUAUCUGUGUAUUGUUAUGUGACUUUCCAGAGAGAUAAUGGAAUAUAAUCUAUAUUGUGAUUAUCUUUGUAUUGGGUUGUUUAGAUGUCAAAUGGCAUAUAAAUAGUUUGGGAAUUUGCGAAGUAAGUUCUGUGAGUGGGUAAGUCAAAAAACAAAAUUAAAUGUGGGUUUUGGACUCAAUCAAGGCUAAUUUUCACUUGAAUUAUUUAAACUGUAAUCCAAUUGAUGGGAUUGUCCACCCACUAAAUAACUUGGUUUAUUCUUAUUGCUGGGUGGGGUGGUGUUAUGGGGGUCUUUAAUAGGCAGCCACUAGUUUACCAUCCAAGACUUGAAGUUGCAAAAUACAAUCACAGAAGGGAGAACAGAUUUAUGAUUAUAGCAGUAAAAUGAAAAAGACUGAAAAAGUUCUUUUAAACAGUUCUGUUUACAUUAAUUUGGGUUGCUUUAUAUUUUCUCAAAUGUUUUGCUUGUUUAAAUGUUGCUUGUUUUGCAUUGUAGAAGUGGUAAGUGCUUUUAAAGUAAUGGCACAAGGGGAAAAAAAUUAUACUGAUGGCAUCUAUGUGAAAACAGUCGUCUGAAAGACAAUUUUUGGUGUAAAAUGUUUUUUUCCCUUUUGAGCAGUUUUAGAAACCUUUUAAAUUUAAUUUUUUGUACUUUUUUUGAUUUUUCUUUGACUCCGCUCAAGAACUUGUUAUUGUAAAAAACAUGACAAAACUUGUGGUUUCUCUCCUCCAUUUUUUUCACCUCUGCUUAAUCUAUUGUCUGAGGCCAUUGUCUUCUUCCAGGGGCUCUGUCACGUGAUCAAUGUGACUGGUUUUCACUCUUGACAGAGGGCUUUGGUAAGCAAGUGGCUAAUGACAAACAUCUCAACCUGCAGAAAAUUUAAUUCUUACUCAAGAUCCACCUUUCCAGGCAGAGUACAAGACAGAUUUUUAAAAAAUCAGUAUGAUUUAUUUCACCUCUCAAAAUGAGAUUGAGCUCAUUUUGUAGGAUCUAAACAACCAACUCAGCUAUGAUCAGAUUACUGUUCACAAUUUGUCCUAUGUGACUUAGUAAUGUGCCAGUCCAUAAUUAAACCGGUUAAGCAAUGAAGAAGGUCACCUAUCAAUUUUUAAUUGUAACCAAAUUUGUUGCUCCUCCCCUACCAAAUCAGAGGCUGUGUCUUCUGGAGUGUGUAACUUUCCUCCUGACUCGCCAAAGCUUUUCCACCCUCUGAAGGUAUGAGUCAAGAACAUAGUAGAGUAUACAUCUAGAACAGCAGCAUCAACCAGUGUUCAGGAAGCUCAACAUCUUCUGCAUCAUGCAUCCUUAUUGACUGGCAAUCCACCCACCACGCUGAAUAUUCAUUUCCUUUUACAACGUACACCCUUUACUAUACGUACUGCAUUGAGUCACCAAGAUGUCUUUACCAGCAGCAUCCCUGCUUGCAACAUCCAACACCUCAAUUGACAAAGGCAGUGAAUAUAUGUAACACUCAUCCCUCCAAGUUACACACUGUACUGAUUUGAACUAGAUCACCUUUCCUUCCUAAUCACUAGUUCUAACCACAUUCGCUAGAAGAGCUGUAGCAGUUCAAGAAUAUAGCUCAUUAUCUUCUCAUUAAUUUGGUUAGUAAAUGCUGGUCUUGCAGGUGAUCCGCACAUUCCAAAACAGAAUAUUUUAUAAACGAAUGCAAGUGGCGCAAACAAUGAAUGAUUUUCAAGUCAAGAACUUCUGAUAGAAAAUUGGUAAUUAAGGUUUAAUCUUAUCCGAUCUUUACUUCACCAUCAUCCUUACAAUAUCAUCAUAAUCGUGAGCCAAUCAUCUUCUUUAGUGGGAACCUUAAUAAUGUAACACUGAUACGCAAAAAGGAAAGAUAUCUACAAUGCUCAUGAACACAUUACUCACAAUAAGUUGUGAAUUUGUGUAUUGAUUGUGCCUUGUCAUGUCUACAUGACUAAACCAACCUAUUUAGUCUUAUAGGAUUGGUGUUGAACUGGAAUUAAACAGUGACUUUCAUUUUUGGAUACCAACCCCUCCAAAAUUAAGCCAACUCCAAUACAUAAACUAUUUUAGUCUGUGUUUAAGUAACUAAUUUGCAAAGACAACCUACUUUAUUUUACUGAGCUCAUUUUUAUGUGAGUUAUAAAUUGGAUUUCGGGGGCCCAAUGUGCUGGGUCUGGACACAGUUCCAGAUUUCAAAGACCAACACAGACCUAUGGACUGAAAUAAAACUCUUUCUAUCAUUAUUGUACAGAAACCAGAAUCAACAGUGCAAGCAGUGGAAUCAUUCCUAACAGAAGAUCAAUGCACGAGGCCCUCGAAUUUCAGAGUUUGGAAUAUCCAAAUGCAAUUACUACUUCCAUUUUUUUAGCAGCAGGCUCCUAUUUUUCUUGCUCAAAUUCAGCUAAUUCCUUUGAAACCCAGAAAUCUUCACUCUUAGUUGUGAAUGUGCAGAGGUUAAUUUAACACUUACAUUUGGUAAUUGUCCAUCUUGUUAAAAACAUGACACAGCUGCUUGAGAAGGGGUUGAUGUGAAAUUAAAGAUAGGUCACAUACUUGAAGCCACUAGUGUACUAUAUUUGGUUCUCUCUGUCUUUUUUAGAAUUUGCAUAUUCAUCGUAUGUCUUUAAAGGGAGUAAAGAGCCAGAACAGCUGUGUAUAUUUUUUGAGUUAACAUCAAGUCACAAAAUAAAGUUUUGGCAACAGAA